This is a messenger RNA of Puntigrus tetrazona (Sumatra barb), 4238 nucleotides long. Its product is annotated as cell wall protein DAN4-like. NCBI's taxonomy places the organism in Eukaryota, Metazoa, Chordata, Actinopteri, Cypriniformes, Cyprinidae. The record is from RefSeq and is a predicted model, not a curated record. The coding region runs from base 29 to 2368 and encodes 779 amino acids. The transcript is spliced from 3 exons.
CUCGCGGAUAGGACGAACGACGCGCGCCAUGGCCGUCCCAUGGACUCUGCUGUGGAUUCUGGGUCUGAUCUGCUCUUCGGACUCCGGCUGCUCGCCGACGUCUUACUACAAGAGCUGCUGGAUCCGCAGGUAUCCGGGACUGUACGUGGACAUCGAGGAGUCUCAGCGCAGAGGAGCGCACGUCUUGAAGCUUUAUCAGGAGGAGUCUGCGCUGAAAUGCAGCAGAGCCUGCUGCCUCACGCGAAACUUCUCCUGCAACCUGGCUGUGUUUCAUUUCAACACCACUCAGGACAGCGUGAACUGCUUUCAUCUUCAGUGUCCGAACCUUGAGAGCUGCAUUCCUCACCACAGAGGAAAUGUCAUCCUCUACAACGUCACUAAAGGUGUGGAUCCUGACCUGUUGGUUUUCGGGAAGUACUUCACCACCAAUGUGCGCGUGCUGCCUCACAUGUCUUCCUCACGGCUCAAUAUUUCAGAGCCGCUGACCUCUGACAAGCGUCAGUUCAACUAUCCACCCAACCAGCCCAUCCGUUCCAUCACAACCCCCCAACAAACUACUCAAGCCGAUCCUACUGCGCAUCAAGUACAACAUACCCUCCCUCGAUGUACUACAAUACAGGCUACAACUGCUCAAAGCACGUCAGAACGCGUCAUAUCAACUACGCCAGAGCCUAAAAUCGACUCUACACUCAAUCCCCAACAGAUGAUGUCUACGUCACAGCGGGCUUCGAUAAACCCGCGUCAUACAACCACCUCUCCAACGGGCGAAACUGAUACAACCACUGAUACUUCAAACCAGAGAAAACCAACCCCCCCACCUUUUCAUUUAACCACAGCCCACCCAAGUUCUGAAACUGACUACUUUGACUCUACUUUGACCUCCAUACCAAUCGACAAAGCUCUACGUUCCUCAACUACCCGACGGACUUUGGGAGAAAAAAAUACAGCCAUGCAGAACCAUGCAGAAGAUGCUUCUGAAACUCUUUUCAACCACUUUGAGAUGGCUUACAAAGUCGUUGGAGAGUCUACACAAUCUUCAAGCUCCUCAACCACUUUGGGACUAAAAACAUCAGCUCUGGAGAAUACAAAGUCGUUGGAGACGGCUUCAGAAAAGUCUACGCAAUCUUCAAGCUCCUCAACCACUUUGGGACUAAAAACAUCAGCUCUGGAGAAUACAAAGUCGUUGGAGACGGCUUCUGAAAAGUCUACACAAUCUUCAAGCUCCUCAACCACUUUGGGACUAAAAACAUCAGCUCUGGAGAAUACAAACUCUUUGGAGACGGCUUCUGAAAAGUCUAUGCAAUCCUCAAGCUCCUCGACUACUUCGGGACUAAAAACUACAGGUUUGCAGAAUACAGACUCUUUGGCGAUGGCUUCCCAAGACCCUGUGCAAUCUUUGAGUUCCUCAACUACACAACAGUCUUUGGGAUUACAAACAUCAACCGUACAGACUACAAACUCUUUGGCUUCUCAAAAGUCCAUGCAAUCUUUUACCAAGAUAUUGACAAGCACCCGAACUACAGAGCAAGCUACUUCGCUUUAUACGUCCAAGUUGGACCAGUAUCCAAAAACUACAGUGCAAACAACUGUUAUUGAUACCCGGACGCAUGCACUGUUACAAUCUGAAAUGCCAACUACCACAAAACCCUUAAUUUCUGCAAACGUUCCCUUAAAGGCAUCAACCCAAAUUACAGUUGCACAUAAGACAAUACAAGCUCAAAGCACAAAUGGGACUAAAACGAGCUCUAUACCCUAUCAGACAACUAUUACAAAGUGGACAACCACAGACCCUUUACAAGCCUCAACACAAACCCCCCCUGCAUAUAAGACCUCGACAUGGCCUUCACAAACUCCAACCCGAACAACUACUCUAUCCCAACCUAAAGAGACAACCAGCAGCAACACAAGAACCUUACAGAUCUCAACCAUCACGAAUCCCACAAUCACCACUGGUGGUUCUACAAACCCCAGGCACCUGACCCUAAGUUUCACCCACACUCGAACGGGCAACUUCGCAACCACCGGUAGUUUGAGUUCUUCUCUAACCGCCCCAACUAGCAGCAUGGUGGACAGUCAACCGUACCCCAACGACACGAAGGGCUACAUCAGUCGGAACAUCACUACAGGGGACACACCUCGACCAGGCGGGGACGGAAACUUGAUGUCAGUGUGGCAUUUGGCGGCCAACACUGUACUGGUGGCUUUAGCGACCUGCGCUACCAUCACGUUCUGCUGCUGUUGUUCGGUCUUCGCUGCUCUGAGCUGGAGAGGCCGGAGGCGUCGGAAGGGCAGGUACAGGACAAAUCUGAGAUGCAAAAGAGGAUCAAUGAGACUCAUCAAAUACGUCAUCGUAAGAGAAAGUUCGUAAAGCUGGGUUCUUCACAUCUGGCACUGGGUAGGGUUGCACCAGCCGUUCGUAAGUUCUUUCUUACAGUACAUUGGGACAUAAAAGUACACACUAGAGGCUUAGCUACUAGCUACUUUGUAACUCUACUUUAUUUGGUUGCACGAUUAAGGCAGAAUGCAGCAAGUAGGUCGUAAGCUCUCUGUAAAGUAAUGCACUGGAUUGAAGUCUAUCAGGUUGUACGUGAGCUUAUUGAUGCUAUCCAGUCAAUCUGCCGUUUUAUUCCAGCUGUUACUCCUAGUCAUUUCAUUUUCUAUAUUUAACCAGGUUUAAAAAAAAUCAUUGAGAUAUCUCGUUAGCAAGAGUGACCUGGCCGGGAAAGCAGCAACAAAUAACAUAACACACACAAGUUUACAUCAUCAGCACAAUACAAAGAGCACAACAAAGGACAAAACACACAGCUUGGUAAAAGUAGCUUACGUAAAUAUAUUUAGGGCAAAUUUACAUGACAAGGAGUUUAUACGUAAAAUUGCGUUUCAACUAAGUUUAAUGGAAAAUGCAAACAAAACAUUUAACUUAAGUGAAUCUUUACAUUAAAACUAGGCUAAGUUGUAACUUAAGCACAGCUGGUGCCGUCGGCCCCUGAAGGCCAAAAGUCCUGCAGAGUUUAGCUCCAACCCUAAUCAAACAAGUUAGUCAAGGUCUUUGGGAUUACUAGAAAAUUGCAAGAUAGUGAGUUUUCAAAACCACCUCAUGCGUUUGUUCGCUUUUUAUGACUCAUUGUAAACAGUCAAAUCUAAACGUAUUACCCUAAGCUUCCCGUGCCAUCCAUGGACUAUAAAAAUGAACUUUAGUGUUUCAUGAGUAUUUGACGAUUCACCAGAGGACUUCAAAACUCCACCAUGAGCAUUUCUAUAAAAUUUAGCAUUUGUUUUGGCGCAAAAUCUAGCGAACUGCCUUGAUUUAUUUUGCCAAAUGCCUUCUAAGACAGCAUGGAAGACGGUGCCUCUUAAGUGACCGAUUUGGAACGUUCUACAUGGGCAGAAUCUCACCAUUGAUUCUAAUACAGGGGGUGUUUCAUGCGCUAAAACUAAGAUGCAAACUGUCCAAUUAAGUGAGAUUUAACUAUGUUUUAAGCAAUCUUUUUGCUGUUAAACUAAUUAAAAGUAAUGCAAAAAAUAAAUGAUAGUUUGCUGCAAUGCAUCCUGGAAAUUUGCAUCUGCAAAAAAAUACAUGCUGCUUUAGAAUUUGGCCAAAACAUGGCAUCAUAGAAGGUUUUUUAGAUCAGAUUUUCAACCAAGAUCCUGUGAAUGCAUGGCGAAAGCACGCCUUUUAUGGAAGUAUUAUUUCUUGGACCGUUUUGUGCAGGUAAAGCCUUCAGAAUUUCAUUAAACAGAUUUGUAUUUGCAUGCAAUCGAUAUUUUAAGUUCACCUUUAAAGUCAUAUUUUCGGAAACGGUCGAGUGAAAACUGACUCCGCUAACGCUCGUCCAAUCGAGAACACCUGACAGUUUUUUUUUCUCCCCCCAAAAAGGCUGUCGGUUGCUAAGUGCUUUAAGAUGCGCAAGACCGCCGCCACUUUUCACGUCCAAAUGGAAGUGGCCGGAAGAGUUUGGUUUCUGCUCUCCCAGAAGAGACAGCUCAGAGCGGGAACUAAUGGAGUGCUGGGGUAUUUUUACUAGAUGUUGGCUCAAAGCGUCCUUUCAGUGGGGUGCUGUAAUGGCACCUGAUGAAUGUUUUGCGCAGAGGUCCUGUUUUAUGUUCUAGUGGGAAUUGUUUUGAGAUAUGAAACGAACCGACCCAGUUAAUAUACAGAAAACUACACAUUUACUGUGUCUGAUAUUUAAAUGAACUUACAAAUUCAUGCACUCGUCAGAGUUUUAUUCAAACCUGCA